This is a messenger RNA of Fraxinus pennsylvanica, 993 nucleotides long. The record is from the annotation of a GenBank genome assembly. Lineage: Eukaryota; Viridiplantae; Streptophyta; Magnoliopsida; Lamiales; Oleaceae.
AUGGAUUGGUCACAAAAGCUUUCCUUUACAGCUUUUAUCAUUGUUACAGCAGCCAUUCAUGGAGCUUAUGGAGAUGCUAUGGUCACUGGUACUGUUUUUUGUGACCAAUGCAGAGAUGGCCAAAUAUCCCUUUAUGAUUAUCCUUUAUACGGAACUAAGGUAAAAAUGGCAUGUUCAGGCAGUGAUGGGCAAUUUACCACGUGGAGAGAAGAAACAACUAACUGGUUGGGAAACUAUGCUCUGAAAUUUGAUGGCACACCGGACUUAAGUCGUUGUUACGUGCAGGUUUCGGGUAACGGGCAAGGAUCGGGCUGCCGGGCGGCUGCUGGUCCGGCCGGUUCUCUAAGAUUAAUGUUCAGGAUGUUUGAUAUGGAAAUGUACACUGUGGAUCCUUUGCUUUCUCUGCCUGCACAGCCGAUGCCCUUCUGCCCAAGAUCCUAUACCCCGGCACCGGUCACUCCGGCUAAUCCUCCACCUGCACCGGUCAUCCCAGCUAAUCCUCCGCCUGCGCCGGUCACCCCCACUAAUCCUCCACCCGUAAGGCUUCCACCACCACCUCAACCACCAACGGGAUCACCAUUGCCCAAGUUACCGCCAAUGCCCCCAGCUCCAUUUUUAGAAGCUUCGGCUUGUUCACACCAGCAGUGGAUGAUGCCGGAACAUAGAUGCUAUUGGAAGGUGGUUACCCCCGACACCAAAGUAGCUGUCGUUUUCGGCAUUGUAGCUGCUCGGAAAUAUGGCACAGACAUGACCCUGGUUCAAGGCAUGAAUGGGAGAGCUGAUCCAUAUAGAACCCUUUUAAGGGAAGGUACAACUGCCCUUCUUAACUCCUACAAUAGCCUCCAGUUCCCAUAUCAUCCUCUAGGUGUAAUCCAAAACAUGAACUGGGCACUGAUGGGAUCUACUCAACAAGUCCUUCGCACCGCGCUGAGAUUCAUGAGGGCAAACUCAGGCAGUGGUACCGCCACCUGCAGGCUUACUCCUUGCAAAUGA